GAUCGGCGGCGCCGCCGCGGGCCUGCGGCAGCAGUGAGUGUGGUCGGUGCGGCCUCCCGGAGCUGGCCGCGGCCCUGGCUCAUACGCAGGUGGCCGCUGGAGGCGAGCGCACCGUCUUUGUCAGGAGCGACGGUUGUGCUGUGGCCUGCGGCAGCGAUGAUAGUGCUCAGUGCGACAUGCCCGCGCUGGCCGCGAGCCUGACCCAACCGCAGGUGGCCGCUGGAUCUCAUCACACCAAACUGCUCAGGAGCGACAGCACCGCCGUGGCCUGCGGCAUCAAUUAUCGGGGUCAGCGCGAAUUUCCGGCGCUAGCCGCGGGCUUGACCUAUACGCAGGUGGCUUUUGAAGCUUUUCGCACCGUCCUGCUCGGGAGCGAUGGAGCUGUCGUGGCCUGCGGCAGCAAUGACGAGGAUCAGUGCGAUCUCCUGGCGCUGGCGGUGCCCAACGGCAACUCGAUGCGCCUCGUGACUCUCUGCGGAGCGGAGCGCGGCGAAAGUGAGACGGGCCCCGCCACCCUCCUCGCGGACAUCUGCGGCCAGCUGUUGGCGGAUCACCGUGCGGGCAGGCUGGGACCCAGAGUCUGGCGAGUCGACGCGAUCUUGCCAGGUGGCCGGCUGCUCAGCAGCGUCUCGGCCGAGGAGGCCGUCGCCGGCGUCCUCGGGCUGGUUCGGCCAGGCUGA
This is a messenger RNA of Prorocentrum cordatum, 680 nucleotides long. The record is from the annotation of a GenBank genome assembly. Lineage: Eukaryota; Dinophyceae; Prorocentrales; Prorocentraceae.